AUGGCGGCGUCCGCACAGGGCAAGCAACUCGUAGCAAAGCGCCAUGAAGCAGCCUCACCGCAACUCCAAAGAGACGGAAACCCUUAUGUCCAGAUGGCUGCUGCGAACCCAUCUCACGACGAUCCACGCAGUCAAGGCUAUACCUUGGUAGCACGCACCGUGUUUGAGUGCAAGGAAGAUAUGGACUUUUACGACAAUGAAUGUGAGGCUCACAAAGCCAUCAAGGCUGUGCUGAAGCCGGUCGUUGCUGCACCACCACUAGUAGUGUAUAUGGACGCUCAGUUCGAGAAGGUUUCCUAA
Messenger RNA from Parastagonospora nodorum SN15, 300 nucleotides. RefSeq lists its product as hypothetical. NCBI's taxonomy places the organism in Eukaryota, Fungi, Ascomycota, Dothideomycetes, Pleosporales, Phaeosphaeriaceae. The record is from RefSeq and is a predicted model, not a curated record. The transcript has 2 exons. Bases 1 to 300 code for a protein of 99 amino acids.